ACAAGGAAUGUUAUUCAGAUUGCAGCGAAAUCAAUUUUGCAGCAUUUGGCGCCAUGCAAGAAGAGAAUAACGCAGCAGGACAGUUGCUUCAGAAGUUCAAAGGCGUUGUGCCUCAACAAAACGGGAACUGGGGUGCACAGAUAUAUGCAAACCACCAGAGAAUCUGGUUGGGGACUUUCAAAUCCGAAAGAGAGGCUGCAAUGGCUUAUGACAGCGCCAGCAUAAAACUCAGAAGCGGAGACAGCCACAGAAACUUUCCAUGGAACGAUCAAACGGUGCAAGAGCAUCAGUUUCAAAGCCAUUACAGCACAGAAACAAUGCUGAGCAUGAUUAGAGAUGGGACCUACCCAUCACGCUUUGCCACAUUUCUGAGCACUCGUCAAACCCAACAAGGUGGUGUUCCCAAGCACGUAACUUUGAAGGGUGAUUGCAAGGAGCAGCUUUGCUGCACCCAGCUUUUCCAGAAGGAGUUGACACCGAGUGAUGUGGGGAAGCUCAACAGGCUUGUCAUCCCGAAAAAGCAUGCAGUCACAUAUUUUCCUAACGUGUCUGACGGCGGUGCAGAAUCGCAUGAAGAAAACGUGAGUGGUGACGUUGAGGUUGCGUUUUACGACAGGCUGAUGAGACUGUGGAAAUUUCGAUACUGUUAUUGGAAGAGCAGCCAAAGUUACGUGUUCACAAGAGGAUGGAAUCGGUUUGUGAAAGACAAAAAACUGAAGGCUAAGGAUACCAUUGCGUUUUUCAUGUGCGAACCUGUGGAUUGCAGAAAAGGAGGAGAGGGAGAAGCUUUUGGAUUGAUUGAUGUAAUCUAUAAUUCAGAUGAUGAAGACACCAAAGAUGAAAACACUGUAAAGGAUUUGAAUGCAGAAAAGGGUUUGAAACUCUUUGGAGUUUUGAUCAAAUAG
Molecule: messenger RNA, 905 nt
Organism: Vigna radiata var. radiata (mung bean)
Lineage: Eukaryota; Viridiplantae; Streptophyta; Magnoliopsida; Fabales; Fabaceae
Product: AP2/ERF and B3 domain-containing transcription factor At1g50680-like
Exons: 1
Coding region: 54-905 (283 amino acids)
Biological process (GO): regulation of DNA-templated transcription
Molecular function (GO): DNA-binding transcription factor activity; DNA binding
Source: RefSeq, a predicted model, not a curated record